AUGGGAUCGCAAAACCGGAAGUUGCGUCCCGGAACCGGAAGUAGCAACAUGGAACCCGGAAAUGCAUGCCUGACAAUUGAUGUGGCCAGUCUGGUGACUAUCACACACACGGUGAAGUUCACUCCCACUUUAUCUUGUCAGAGGAAGCUUCGAGCCUCUCUGGACUGUCAGCAGCUCACACAGGUUCACGGUGCUGCCGACAUUGUCAUCAAGGAGAACAUGUGCAGCAUUUAUUCAAGACGUUAUGAUUCCUCGGCUGGCCGCUUCCCAGUAAGGCCCAUCGACAUGGGAGAGAUAAUCUGUCACAGGCCAGCGGCAGUGUUUCUGGGGGCAGACGAUGGUCAGUUAUUAGUGCGCUCCAUUGACCUCUUUAAUUCCAAAACGGGACAAAAUCGCCUGGAGCAUCACACAGACCGUUAUCAAAGUGAUAACCUGAUCGUCCGUCGAGGGCAGAGCUUCCAGAUGUGGAUAGAGCUCUCACGAGAUUUUAAACCCGGAAGUGACCAACUGAACCUCGUCCUCAAACUAGGCUCGUUGCACCUGGCAAAAAGCCCCUUAGUGACUGUUCCUCUAGUUAAGGAGUUCCAGGGCAACCAAUGGGAGGCUAAGAUUAUCGAACAGAGGAGCAAUAAGAUAAAACUCUCCGUCUUCUCUCCUCCAAACGCUCCUGUUGGUCGUUAUGAGCUCAGUGUGGUAACAAGAGACACCACUUUCAUUCCCAGACCUGAAAACGACAUCUACCUGCUGUUUAACCCUUGGUGUAAAGAUGAUACAGUGUUUAUGGAUAACGAGAACGAGAGGAAUGAAUACGUUCUGAAUGAUGUGGGAAAGUUGUAUUACGGUACUGCGUCUCAGAUUGGAGGAAGGACCUGGAACUUUGGGCAGUUUGCUGAAGGGAUUCUGGCAGCGUGUCUGUUCAUACUGGAGAAGAGUAAAGUCCCUGCUUCAGGUUGGGGAGACCCCAUUACUAUCUCCAGAGUUGUGUCAGCUAUGGUCAACUCUCCUGACGAUGAAGGUGUGCUAGUGGGAAACUGGUCAGACAAAUACGUGGGCGGGACUCCCCCUACAGCAUGGAGCGGCAGCGUGGACAUCCUGAAGCAGUACCACAAAAGCAGAGGCAUGCCUGUAAAAUAUGGCCAGUGCUGGGUCUUCUCAGGGGUCACCACUACAGUUCUCCGGUGUUUGGGCAUUCCCACUCGCAGUGUGACAAACUUCAGCUCCGCCCAUGACACGGACGUUUCCUUAACCACUGAUGUGUAUGUCGAUGAGAGGAUGAGGCCGAUUGAGAGUCUUAACAGGGAUUCUAUCUGGAAUUUUCAUGUGUGGAAUGACUGCUGGAUGGCUCGUCCUGAUCUCCCAGACGGCCUGGGCGGCUGGCAGGCCGUGGAUGCCACGCCUCAAGAGACGAGUCAGGGCUUGUACUGCUGUGGCCCUGCCCCCGUGGCAGCCAUCCGUGAUGGACUGGUCUAUUUCAAAUACGAUGCAGCCUUUGUCUUUGCUGAGGUUAACAGCGACAGGAUCUACUGGCAGAGACAAGCUAACGGCUCCUUCACUCCGAUCUCCUGCGAGAAGUCCGUGGUUGGUCAAUGCAUCAGCACCAAGGCGGUCGGCUCUGACCGCAGAGAGGACAUAACACACCUCUACAAACACCCGGAAGGAUCUGAAGAGGAGCGACUCGCAGUGGAAUGUGCUUGCCGCUAUGGCUCCAAACCUAACACCUAUAGCUCUGCUCUGGCCAAUGAUGUCACUGUAAAGGUAGCCCUGAAAGGGGAGGAGCCUCAAAUAGGCCAGGAUGCUCAUCUGUCCAUCACUGUGAAGAACAGCAGCUCUGAGGUGCGCAGUAUUGACCUCUACCUCCAGGUGGCGGUCAUAUACUACACUGGAGUGCUAAAAGACACAAUCAAGAGUGAUGACAUAUCGGUGAAUCUCAAAUCACAGGAAGUCAAGACACUAGAUUGGACACUGCCUUAUAAGCUGUAUAAGGACCAGCUAGUGGAACAAGCAGCACUGAUGCUCACCUUGGCUGGAAAAGUCAGUGAGACCAAGCAGAUUCUGGCAACCAGGUUCAACUUCCGCCUGCACAUGCCCAACAUCACCAUCACCCCUGUAGGAGAUGCUGUGGUGGGGAGAGAAAUGGCAGCUAAAAUCGUAUUUGAGAAUCCUUUAGAGUGCACCCUGAAAAGAGCCACUUUGCGCAUCGAGGGCUUGGGCUUGCAGGCGACAAAAGUGCUCUCCUUCGGGGACAUUGAUGGUCUGGCACCGGUCACCAUGACAGUGAAGUUCACCCCCACUUUAUCUGGUCAGAGGAAACUUCUUGCCUCUCUGGACAGUCAGCAGCUCACGCAGGUUUAUGGCGUUGCCGACAUCCUCGUCAAGGAGAAGUGUGUGUUAGUGACAGCACAAGAAAAGCCUGCAGCGAGGGUGAGAAAGACACCAAAUACAAUCAGACUUCAAGAGUGCAGAUUGACACACAGGCUCUUCACAGUCACAAAGAUCAGCAUUCCGGAGACCAAUAUGCCUGCCGAAACUAACAGCACUCGGGUCGGUCGUUACCCAAAUGUCACUCUAUGGGAUGAGGGAUCGGAGAAGGAGGAAGAUCCGGUGCUUGAGAACAAGACGGAGAAAAAGGAAGAUGUGUAUCGAAGGUGGAUUCGCAAAAUAUGUCCGUGCUGCUUGCGUCCAUCCAGCAGCGAAUCUAUUGAGCUCACUGACAAGCCGGAGAAUUACAUAGACAAGCAGCCAGAGGAAACUCCUGAGAUAUAUGAAAAUUUCUUAUCAGUGCGCUCCAUAGAUCUCAUCAAAUCCAAAAAAGGUGACAACCGCAUAGAUCAUCACACGGAGCAAUACCAAUGCGACAACCUCGUCAUCCGGAGAGGGCAGACGUUUCAGAUGUGGAUAGAGCUCUCACGACCAUUCAACCCCAACACAGACAAACUGCACCUCGAGCUCAGACUGGGUCCUAACCCAAUAGUAUCAAAGGGCACUCUAGUGACCGUUCCUCUAGUUGAUGAUUUGAAGGACAAUUGCUGGGAAGCCAAGAUUGUUGAGAAGAAAGGCAACAAAAUCAAACUGUCCGUCAACUCCGUGCCCACUUCUUGCAUUGGUCAAUACAAGCUCACCGUGGCAACUCAGACGCCCGAUGGGAAUAGCACUUCUACGUAUAAACCUGAAAAUGACAUCAUCAUGCUUUUUAACCCCUGGUGUGAAGAUGACUCGGUGUAUAUGGAUGAUGAAGAGGAGAGGAAAGAGUUUGUUCUGAACGAUGUGGGGAGGAUCUACUAUGGUACAGAGUCUCAGAUUGGAGAAAGAACCUGGAACUUUGGACAGUUUGCUGAUGGUGUUCUGGCAGCAUGUCUGUUUGUACUGGAGAAGAGCCAAACCCCUGCAUCUGGGUGGGGUGACCCUGUUAACGUUAGCAGACUUGUGUCAGCGAUGGUCAACUCUCCUAAUGACCAAGGCGUCCUGGAAGGCAACUGGUCUGGCAUCUACACAGAUGGGACUUCACCGGCGGCAUGGAGCAGCAGCGUGGACAUCCUAAAGAAGUACCACAGCAGUGGAGGCAUGUCUGUCAAAUACGGGCAGUGCUGGGUCUUCUCAGGGGUCACCACUACAGUUCUCAGGUGCUUAGGGAUCCCCACCCGCAGUGUCACAAACUUCAACUCUGCCCAUGACACGGACGUUUCCUUGACGAAUGAUGUGUAUCUGGAUGAGAACAUGGAGCCAAUUUUUGAGCUGAACAGCGAUUCUGUCUGGAAUUUUCAUGUGUGGAACGAAUGCUGGAUGGUACGGGCUGAUCUGCCAGUCGGCAUGGGAGGCUGGCAGGUGGUGGAUGCCACGCCUCAAGAGACGAGUCAGGGCUUGUACUGCUGUGGUCCUACUUCGGUGGCAGCUAUCCGUGAUGGACAGGUCUACCUGAAAUAUGAUGCACCCUUCGUCUUUGCCGAGGUAAACAGUGAUAAGAUCUACUGGCAGAGGAACUCUAAUGGCACCUUCUCACAGAUCUACUGUGAGAAGAAUGCAGUGGGUCACUGCAUCAGCACCAAGGCAGUUGGAUCUGACAAGAGAGAAGACAUUACACACCUCUACAAACACCCAGAAGGUUCUGAAGAGGAGCGAAUCGCAGUGGAAACUGCCACUCGCUACGGGUCAAAACCUAACAUCUACCCAGCUUCUGUGGCCAAAGAUGUCACAUUAGAGGUCACUAUGGAAGGAGAAGGGCCUCGGAUGGGAGAAGACGCAAAGUUGUAUAUCAACUUGAAGAAUGACAGUUCGAGCAUGCGCAAUACCAUCCUCCAUGGCCAGGUGGCAGUCAUGUACUACACUGGAGUGCAAAAGGCUAUGGUGAAAAAAGAUGAUACAGCGGUGGAGCUCAAACCCAAUGAAGUCCAGACUCUGGAAUGGAUCCUUCCAUAUGACCUGUAUAAGAAUGAGCUAGUGGACCAUGCAGCGCUGAUGCUCACACUUUCUGGGCGAGUCAGUGAGACCAACCAGGUUGUGGCAACCCAGUUCAACUUCCGCCUUCGCACACCCGACAUCAUCAUCACACCUGUAGGGGAUGCUGUAGUUGGUAAAGAGAUGGCAGCUAAAAUCACCUUUAAAAACCCGCUACCACAUGUCCUGAAAAAGGUGAAGUUCAGGAUCGAAGGCUUGGGCUUGCAAAACAUCAGAGAGAUCUCCUACGGCAACGUGGACAGACUGGCGACCGUCACCCUGACAGAGAAGUUUAUUCCAACCUUGGCUGGUCAGAGGAAGCUUCUUGCUUCACUGGACUGUCAGCAGCUCACACAGGUUCACGGCAUUGCCGAUAUCUUGGUUAAGGAGAAGUGAAAACGUGUGCAAAUUUAAUCCACCGUGAACUCGCCUCUAAGAAAAUGAAGAGAGGGUAAAGACAGAAACCGUACACUAUAGCACUGUUUUCAAAUUAGAAACUAAGAAGUAUUGCUAGAAGCUUCACAGUUUAUGGGAUAUUUCUUAAAAUCUUGUUCAGAUGCCUUAUUACACUCUUUGGCAUUGCAGUGAAUGAUUUCACUUCACCUCCUAGUGCUGAAUGAUGCUGAUCUCUUAAAACUCUUAGCAAAAAAACCAUAAAUCUAGAAUCUGGCUGGAUAUUUCAGACAGAAUUCCAAGAGGAAUCCUUGAGGAACCACAUUUUCUAGGAGUGCACUUUAAAUAGAAGACUUUUUAACAUAACCUUUGUCUGAAAUCCUUUGUAUUAUAGCUCAUGUCUAUCUCUAAUCAAAAAAAAUGUAUAUGUUAUUUUAAAAACAUCCUUAAUUUUUACAUUUUCCCCUGGUGGCUUCAGGGCCCAACCCUGUUUGCAUCACCCAUAGUGAAUGACAAACCUUAACCUUACUAUAUGAUGAAUUUUUUUAUAGAACCUUAAUGCCAUGUGAGUCUUUAUAUCGGUGGCUAUAGCAGUCACUGUAAUGGCUGAUUUAAUCUGCCUGCUUAAUAUAGUGCUGAGUUACAGACUGCUUAACAAUAUCCAAAACAUGCUUAACACUAAAACACUUCAAAGAUGCCUUCAUUUCACGUAUUUUUAGUAUGCUCGUGUCUCGAGGUGCUGCAUGUGAAAAUCUGCCACAAUGUGACAUUUUACUUCUGCAUUAGCUGUUGUUUAUACUGUCUAUUUAUACCAAUUUGCACAUUUUAUUUAACUUAUUUUUCUUUUAUGUAUAUAAAGAAAUGGAGUAAAUAUACAAAUGGAGGAAUAAAAAUGGUUUAGUUGAGUCCUUAUUGCAGUGUGUAUGUUUAAAAGCUGUACUGUAUUCAUACUAUAAUCACUUUUAUACAAUCAAUACUACUGUUCUGAAACCAGUAAAAUCCUUCGGAACAUUCAGCAGA
Messenger RNA from Hemibagrus wyckioides, 5844 nucleotides. RefSeq lists its product as uncharacterized. The record is from RefSeq and is a predicted model, not a curated record. Gene Ontology annotation, biological process: peptide cross-linking. Lineage: Eukaryota; Metazoa; Chordata; Actinopteri; Siluriformes; Bagridae. Gene Ontology annotation, molecular function: protein-glutamine gamma-glutamyltransferase activity. The transcript has 30 exons. The coding region runs from base 1 to 4827 and encodes 1608 amino acids.